Molecule: messenger RNA, 1585 nt
Organism: Rubroshorea leprosula
Lineage: Eukaryota; Viridiplantae; Streptophyta; Magnoliopsida; Malvales; Dipterocarpaceae
Source: the annotation of a GenBank genome assembly
GCUUUAGCAAUAUCUUUAUGUUUUUUUCUUUUUUUGCCCUUGGCAAUUCUGCACAGUAAAUUUUUUACUUAUGCAUCUAUUGUACCAUUUAGGAAUGUCAAUUAAUUAGUAAUAUCAACUUCUAUCUUUCCCUGAAUGCAGUAUUUUCUUGUAUCUAUGUAACUGAUAGUUCUGCAUACCAUCUUAUAGAACAUAUGAAAUUGUCAUAGCACAAUCAAAUCUCUUGGCAUAUUACAGAGUUAGUUCAGGAAGGAAGACAUACCGGUGGUUUUCCUGCAAGUGCUGUAGCUGUUGCCUCAAGAUUGCAGCCUCCCUUUGCCAAAACUAACCAGUAGGAAAAACAAAAAAGGUUAAGUUUAUAUGAAACCAUGGAUGUCUUUUAAGCUUCUUCACUUGAUUUUGACAUAGAGGUAAAAGAAGUACAUUUUAGUAGUUCUGCAUAAAAAUAUAAUGACAAAUAUUUUUUACUUUUAGAGAAGCUCCAGACAUAUCAGAAACAAAUUUAAAUUGCUUGAUAUAAAAGGCAAUCUGCUAAAGCUUUUUUCUCUUAGCUGUGUAGGGUUAUGAUAAUUUUAAAUUUUGUUGGCCUGAAUCAUGAUGUAACUUGUUUGAUAUUUUUUCCAGUUCUGUUUUUAUUUUUUAUUUUUCUGGUAAUUAGUUCUUUGUAUUUACAACCUGUUGCUAAUUGCUGGUAAGCUGAUUUUGAUCUCAUCAGUUUGUGACUCAAGUUUGGUUCUUGUUGUGGUUCUGUAAAAGUUGCAAACUUUAUUGAUAAGAGUCAAUGUUUAGUAGAAUCAACGUUAUAUAUAUAGCACAAAAUAACAAAACAUAAGAUAUGAAGCUAUCAUAAAAGCUUUAUGCCAACUGAACAUCUUGUGUUGUGAUUUAAGUUUCACUGGUCACAAUAGUAGUACUCCAAAAAAUAGUUAUGCUUUCAUGCUGUAGGUGCUCUUGCAUUUAAAUGUAGUGUUCUUGUAGGUCAUUCUUAUAGGAGAUACCAUAAUGCUUUCUCUGCCUUUUUAUUGUUAUAUAACUGCUGCUAUAUAUUUCUGUUGAUAAUGGCUGUAGUCUAUCUGGAGUGUUUGUACUACUCUUUCAGUGGUAUUUUUUCUUUUCUUUUCAAUGGCAUUGAUUUGGCGCUUGGUAGUGCAUGCUAUGCCCUGUCAUUGGGCUUUAUGUUUGUUUAUAGUUUAUACUGUAGUUUCAGAUGUGUAGUUUGCCAUGCAUUGUUUGGAUGUUCAAAGGAUGUUGUUGCAUGUAUACUAAUUGAAAACAUUUGUGGCAGAGUACGAGAAAAAUGACAAGAAAUAAGAAGGCAAGAAGGGAAUUGUACUUUGGCUAAAACAACUGACAAUUAUGGCAUGGACCAUGCCCUUUACUUGAGUAUGGCUUACCGAAUUUUGGGAUUAUGGAAGCAAUAUCACAGCUCCUGUUCUUGUCGUAAUCUUUGUUGUUCUACUCAGUCAUAUACUCCCAGCUUGACCAUCAACAAUAUUAAGAUAUAAGAAUGUUCCAUCUCAUAUGCUAUGUGUGGCAAGGUACACAGCCUUUUGGUGUUUUAUAGCCUGUGAGAACUGCUUAUGUG